UAGCCUUUGAAGUUGAAAGAAUUAAGGCUGAUGAAGGUAAUCCACCAAAAAUGAUAAAGCAUGUUAGAGAACUUGCAGAACAGCUCUUCAAAAAUGAGAAUCCCAAUCCCCACAUAGCAUUCCAGAAAGUGCCACGGCCCACGGAGGGCUCCCACUUGCGAGUUCACAUCCUCCCAUUCCCCCGGAUCAAUGAGUGCCGGGUACAGGAGCUGCUCCAGGAAGGCCUUGCAAGGAGUCAGGGUGCCCCCACUGCCACUAGAGGGGACAAGAAGUGUGUUGUUCCAGCAGGUCCACCUGUUGUUUCCAUAAUGGAAAAAGGAAGCACGGUUUUCAAUAGUGCACAAAGGUUGGAAGUUGUUAGAAACUGCAUCUCAUUCAUUUUUGAAAAUAAAUUUUUGGAGACUGAAAAGACCUUGCCUGCAGCUCUGAGAGCCCUAAAAGGGAAGGCAGCCCGUCACUGCCUGACACAGGAAUUAGGCCUGCAUGUUAAACAAAAUCGAGCGAUACUGGACCAUCAGCAGUUUGACUACAUAGUACGAAUGAUGAACUGUGCUUUGCAGGAUUGCUCGUCAUCAGAAGAAUAUAGUGUUGCUGCAGCCUUGCUACCCCUGACAACUGCUUUCUAUAGGGUAAGUUCUCAGUAACUUCAGUAAAAAGGGCUCCUGUUUUUUAUGUUUUAUGUAAAUUGUUAAAUGGAAGAAAGUAAAAAUGAGAGGUGCAUGCUUAGUAUCAUGAGUGCUGAAAUAAGAUUAUUUGUGUUUUAAUCUCAUAAUCAAGAAGGCAAGCUGCAUUGAAUGUAGAAUAGUUUCUUCUGUAUGUUUCUAAGUUUCAGUAGAAGUACUGAGAUCUUGCACAAUUUCUCUCACAAAAAGUUCACUGAAAUCUUCUGUGUGAUGAAAUACUUCCCUACUUACUAUUUAACUGAAAUUAUACUUUCAGAAGUUAUGAGACCCCGGAUGUAAAUAGCAUGAUGAUUUUUUAAUGUUCCAGACCUGAACUGAAAAAAUAAAGUAACCUGACUGUUGCUUGCAAAAGCCAGCUGUUAAUGCAUAAUAGAAAAAGAAUUUUGUUUUUCCCAGAUCUAAUCCUCAGGUUCAGUGAUGGUCCCCUUUGGUAUGUCCCAUUAGAUACAAUUGUUUGGCAGAAGUACUUAUUUUGGUAUAAAACUAAGUUAUUCAUACUAAACACAAACUGAUGUGUUUUUCAGAGCAUAAGAUCUGUAGACAAACUUUAUAGUGGCUAGUUAAAAUUAACAGUUUACAUGUUUUAUUUGGAAUUUGAGUCAAAGUGAAGCUUUUUGAAGCAUUUUUCAGUUUCUCCAGAGGUUUUCAGUAUUUCAUCCUAGAGUAUGAGUAUGUUAUACCUGAAAUGAAGCUGCAUAGGAGCAAUGAUCUGGAUGAAUAUUCUUGAAUUAAGAGAAAUGAGUAACAUUCUUUAACCCCCUUCAAAUUUUCCUUUAUAAUCUUUUGGAGGAUUCUCAUUCUACAGUUAAAUGAAACUAAUGUUCCUCUUUCCCUAUUUUGGGAAUAAAUCCUAUCAAAUCCUGCUGCAUCUUUUUUCCCUUGGCCUCCCUGCUUUGAACAUAUUGCUAAACAGUUUAUAGUCUUCUGUUCGCUGGAUUUUUUUUCAUAGAAAUCCUAGACUGUAAAAGCUGUUUAACAAGGCAUAUUACUGUUCUGUCUGUGAUAAGUCUGUAGGAAGAUCCAAACUGAAAUUCAAAUCAUUUGAGGGGAAUGAAUUGUGUUUAUUAAAAGAACAUUCUAACAAAGCUGGUACAAAUGCAUUGUCAAAUUAUGCCAUGGCUUUUUCUAAUGAAUUGCUUGUCUAUUUCAUUAAAUUAGCAUGUAUAGCAUUGUUUAUACAUACAUUCAUGCAUACACGCUUCAAGCUGUAUUUCAUUUUUCUAUAGGCGAAGUACAGGUUUUACAAUACUUCUGCUUCAGUAUGCAAAAAUGUCUUGUUUCUGUUGUAAGUGCAAUUGUUUUUAUCCUUUCCAAAAAUUGUGAAGUAGUGCUUGGAAGUAUGCACUUGUUUUUACUGAUGCUCUUGUUAUCAGAACACCAUGUUUAGUGCCAGAAGCGUAUUAAAUAUUAUUUCAUAUGGCCACAUUAAAAAUACACAGUGUUCUUGGUAGCCAGGGAUAGAUUUUUUGUGUUUCAUUGUUGUUACUUCUCAACUGGAUUCUAGUUAAAGUUAGCAUUAAGAAAGCCUAAGAACACUGUAGAAUUAUAUCAAUUAAAUAGUUAUAUCAUCAUCUCUAUUUGCUAUUAUUACGAAUUAUUAUGGGAAAUUAUGAUGGGGUUCCAUUACAACAUUUAAUUGUUAAUGUAAUUCCUGUCACUUGAAAUAAAAUAAUAAAAAGAAGAUCCACAGUGUCAAAAUUCUGUUGAUUGAGGACUGUUGUGCAUCUGAAAUAUUAAGUUUCAAGAAUGCAUUCAUUUUGUUACCUGGCAUAAAAGAGAGCACCAAUGUGUCAACGGUUUACGGGCUGGUUCGGCCUGGUUCCGUGACUAGAAGGGCAGAGGGAUCCGC
Molecule: messenger RNA, 2532 nt
Organism: Meleagris gallopavo (turkey)
Lineage: Eukaryota; Metazoa; Chordata; Aves; Galliformes; Phasianidae
Source: RefSeq, a predicted model, not a curated record